CUGCUUAUUUUGGAAUUUCACUUGCAUUAUUUCCGUGUGUGUAAUCAAGCUAAUAGAUAAAGAUUGUGCUAACAUGUAGGACAGAGAGUGGGAAUUCAAGCCGCACAGGGCAAGCAGCUUCCGUCAAGACCUCUGGGUUGACGUUGUACAGACAGUCAACGGAGGAUGUAAACAGCCCAGAUCUCUCCAAAACGCGAUUCCGAAGUUCCCUUGAGGUGUCUCGAGCACUUAGUCACUCAGCACCAUCAGCUAUAAACCUGGAUGUUGCACAAGUUAAGUUUGACGAAGAGGUCUCGGUAUGUUCUAAUUCAUCCAGUCUCAAACGUCUUACUUGGAAGAAGUUGAAGAACACAGGCUAGAAGGGUUUGCAUACGACUGCAAUGCCGGAACCAGCGAGGAAUGCAUAAUGUUGAAUGAGGAGGACCAGAUGUAUGACCACGUGGACCCUGUCUGUGAGCAGCACUCGCACCUUUCUGGCCAGUCACGGUCUAGGUCACCGUCAAGAGUCACUGACAGCACGGAGCAUUCAACCUCAUUUAAUUUUGAUAUGUCAAAUAGGGCUCGACUCCCAAAAGGAAUUGAAAACAUUAAGCCACAUCUUGAAAAUGUGGAUAAUGUUCCCUUGUUAGUGUCGCUCUUCACAGACUGCACACCCCCAGCCACUCGAGCGAUGUUGUCCAUAAUGCAGGAAUACACAGAGGUGGUCAUGGUAAUGGGAUCAUCUGCGAAUGCUGAUAAUAUUCGCCUUUUUAUGCAAGCUGAUGCAAGCUUAUCAGUGGAUCCACUGUAUCCACAAGUUUGCAUGCGAGAGCCAGUAUUUGUGCGACCUCCGCCAUCUAAGGGACCUUCACCUACAGAUAUUGCGCGUAUCCUCAACUCCCUUCCCUGCUCCCUCUCUUUCCACCGUGAUGAUAAAGUGUCUCUUGUGCAUCUUAUCAUGGAGUCACGGCAUUACAUGCAACAGGUAGUGAGCUGUCUGCAGUUUUGGUCUUGUUGUUGUGUUUCAUUAACUAUCCUGCAACUUUUAGCUGCCACAGCUGCUCUUCCUCCACUACUUUCAUCAGGUGACAUUGUAUGGCUGGUGUGUGUCGUGAUUCCCAUCUUGUCAGUUUCUCUCGUUGCCGCUCCGACAAACCCUGCCGUCAUGAAUCAGGCCACAGGGAAAAAUUCUGUUGUGCUUAAUAAACAGAUGGUCCGUUAUGUGUUCUUAUAUUACAUCUGCAAGUUUGUUCCCUCUGUGGCGGUAAUUUUGUUGUGCGGUGGAUUGACACUUGAGAGCUUCUGCAGAGAUAUAGCUAGCCAUCACAAUACCUCCUGCACUUACAUUUAUCCGGAUGAAGUUCCUAAAAUUUAUAUUAACAGUACAAAGCGUGAGGAGCAGAGCUCAUGGAAGGGAUGGGGCGAUCAGUACUUAGAUUCCCUUAACGCAGUACAGAAUGGUGUAGCUUUUCUCAUUGUUCUUUACUUUUGUGUGAUUUCUGUUUCGUUUGUGCACCGCAUGUACCAGUUAUGGAGGAAAAAUCCUCUGAAAAAUAGGUGGUGGGCUUCCAGUGUCUUUGUAGUACUAGUGCUGCAGGUGGUAUAUGGAAGCAUCUCAGCAUCACUGUGUUCAUCCUCAGAGCCAAGUGGUCCUGGGUUAGCAAAUAUUCCACCAUGGUUGUGGCUCAUAGCAUUUGUGUGGCCACUACUUGUAAUUCCUCUCAAUGAAGUCAUUAAAAGAAGAGAAAUCAGAGUCAAUGUUCGAUAUCAGAAGCGAGCAAGACUGGAAUUUGGUACAAAGUUAGGGAUGAAUUCUCCAUUCUAAAACUGCAGAUGUUUAGAAGCUGUAUCUAGAUGUUAACAGGGAUAAUUUAAGAAUUUUCGUAUAUGAAAUGGAUGUAUCAUAUAUUUUGAUAGAUUGCCAAAAGCAAUACAUUUAUAUAGGAAUUUACACCUGAAAAUAAUUUUAUAAUAAGACAGGAUAUGAGACAUGUAAUGGUUAUCAUGUAGUUAUGAAUAUAGAUUGCUGUAUUAUUACUGAGGAUUCUCAGCAUGGAAAUAAAAUAUUCUGAAAGUUUGUAUGAUAAUAUACACAUACACAUUUAUGUAUACACACCUAGACUUACACACACACACACACACACACACACACACACACACACACACACACACACACACACACACACACACACU
Messenger RNA from Penaeus vannamei (Pacific white shrimp), 2172 nucleotides. NCBI's taxonomy places the organism in Eukaryota, Metazoa, Arthropoda, Malacostraca, Decapoda, Penaeidae. The record is from RefSeq and is a predicted model, not a curated record.